Molecule: messenger RNA, 1957 nt
Organism: Carya illinoinensis
Lineage: Eukaryota; Viridiplantae; Streptophyta; Magnoliopsida; Fagales; Juglandaceae
Product: UDP-galactose/UDP-glucose transporter 5-like
Exons: 11
Coding region: 444-1490 (348 amino acids)
Biological process (GO): transmembrane transport
Cellular component (GO): endoplasmic reticulum membrane; Golgi membrane
Molecular function (GO): 3'-phosphoadenosine 5'-phosphosulfate transmembrane transporter activity
Source: RefSeq, a predicted model, not a curated record
AUGGCUAACGUGGCUAUUCAAACUUUCCUUUUUUUCAAAAAAUAUCAUCUUUAUUCUUUUUGGGGUAGGAGCGGGUAGCCGGAGGGAACGAAACGCUCGCUCGGUGAUCACUGAUCUCAAUAACCAGUCUGUCACUGCUUCCUUAUCGGUUCCAACUUCCAACAUUAGUUGGUCGUUAAGAGGCAUUCAGAGAGACUAUAAUUUCACCAAAGCUACAUUAAUACGGCGUCGUUAAGAAACAUAGAGAAGGAGAUGUACGGAGUAUCGGUGACGCGAUUUGCUGGAGAGAACGACUAGUUAAUGUAGCGGGCCAAGGAAAGAGGAUCAAAGACAUUGAACCGCAAGCGCACGCUCUCUCGAGAGGGAGACAGGCAGAGGAAGAGAGAUUUUUGUUGGGGGGUCUUUUUUGGGGGGGGGGUGGUGUUGGUGUGGUGUUGGUGUGGAUGGGGGCUAUGGCGGAACCAACAGCAGCUGUAGGUGUCACUCGGAAAGAGAGCAAUUUAUGGAAAAUGGUUUUUUCCGUGGUCGGAAUCAUGACCACCCUUGUUACCUACGGUGUCUUGCAGGAAAAGAUCAUGAGAGUACCAUAUGGGGUGAACAAAGAAUAUUUUAAAUACUCGCUGUUUCUUGUUUUCUGCAACCGCAUCACAACAUCUGCUGUAUGUGCAGGUGCUUUACUGGCUAGUAAACAAGCCUUGGACCCAGUGGCUCCAGUUUACAAGUACUGCCUUGUGUCAAUAUCAAACAUGCUAACCACCACAUGUCAGUACGAGGCCCUCAAAUAUGUCAGCUUUCCUGUCCAGACACUUGCUAAAUGUGCAAAAAUGAUACCUGUUAUGGUUUGGUGCACCCUAAUUAUGCAGAAGAUAUACAGAGGACAUGACUAUUUGUUGGCUUUUCUAGUGACGCUGGGCUGUUCAAUAUUUAUUCUAUAUCCGGCAGCAUCUGAUAUCAGUCCAUACAGUAGAGCAAGGGAAAACACCGUUUGGGGUGUCUCCCUAAUGAUUGGUUAUCUCGGGUUUGAUGGAUUUACAAGCACAUUCCAAGAUAAACUUUUUAAAGGCUAUGAUAUGGAGAUACACAACCAAAUAUUCUACACAACAUUGUGUUCUUGUAUUUUUAGCUUGACAGGUCUUAUAUUACAAGGACAUCUACUUCCAGCAAUAGAUUUUGUUUCUCGCCAUAAUGAUUGUUUCUUGGACAUUUUAUUGCUUUCCACUGUAGCAACAAUAAGUCAAUUUUUCAUUUCUUACACAAUCCGCAAUUUUGGGUCCCUUACGUUUGCCACCAUAAUGACGACAAGACAGUUGGUGAGCAUCAUGCUGUCAUGUGUGUGGUUUUCCCAUCCCCUUAGCUGGGAACAGUGGAUCGGAGCUGUUACAGUCUUCGGUGCCCUUUAUGCAAAAGGCUUCUUGAAACCACCUCAAAAAUCUUCACCUUCAGAAGCUUCGGAAAAUGGAGUUUCUAGUCCUGUGAAGCCGAAUCCAUGAUGAGGGCCAGUUUUACGCUUCCUAUGAGGUCUGGAAUUCAAGACUGUCUUAACAUAGGUAAUAGGCAGCUUUAAUUUUAAGCAUAAAGCUGCAUGUUGGAUACUGAGAAAGGCUAAUGCAAAAGUAGUUUAACAUAAACCUAGAGAGAGCAUCGCAUGCACACGCAUCUCUCUGGAUCCGCAGGCAGCAUCAAUUCUCAUAUACAGUAUUGAAAGGAUCCUACGAGUCCACAUUUGUUUAAUUUAUUUAUGUAGUUUUGAAUGGGAAUGAUGAGAGAACGUUCAACGCAACUACUUCGGCAACGUUUUGUUUGAAAGAAAAGAUUUUGAGGUUUAUUGUUGUGCUCAUUAUGCACUUUUGAGAGGCCGUAACAUACAUUUUUUAUGUUGUAUAUGUCAUGUGUACUUACUACUUAGACUAUGCCUAUUUCUCUCAUUAAUAAAAUUCUUCUUAUAAAAAAGCACUCA